GCGUGACUCGGCCUUAGUUCUUCAGGCAAGGAGGGAGUCCUUGGAGCUGAAGUCAGCAAAGAAAAUCAAGAUGGCCCAAGUUCCUGACCUGUUUGAAGACCUGAAGCACUGUUACAGUGAAAUUGAAGAAUACACCUCCAACAAUGAUGACCUCUCUCAGAAUCAGAAACCCUUCUAUGAUACGAGCUGUAGCCCCCUCCAAGAUGCCUACAUGGACGGAUUCAUAUCACUGAGUAGUGCCGCUGAAAUCUCUAAGACAGCCAGGUGUUCGUUCAAGGAGAGUGUAUCGGUGGUGACAACCAAAGGGAAGGUGGUGAAGAAGCGACGCCUGGAUUUCAAUGAAACCAUCACUGACGAAGACCUGCAGGCGAUUGCCAAUGAUACAGAGGAAGAAAUUAUUGAGCCCAUGUCAGCAAUGAAUACAUUCCAGAAUAAAAGGAACUACUAUUUUUCAAACAUCCUCAUAAGUCACUGCAUCCUGACUAACAUCAACUCCCAAAGUUUAACUAGAGACCCAUCUAAUUCAAAUCUCCGGAGUAUUGCAUUACAGAAUCUGGAUGAUGCAGAGAGAUUCGACAUAGCUGGUUAUAAACCAGCAGAUGAUAUUUACAGAAUUCCUGUGCUUUUAAGAAUCUCAGAUACUCAACUAUUUGUGUCUGGCCAAGGUGAAAAUGAACCAGUGGUGUUAAAGAAGAUGCCUGAGAUGCCCAAAGUCGUCCCAGAGGACAGCGACCUUCUCUUCUUGGUGGAACGAGUCGGUAAUCACAGCUACUUCAGAUCAGCUGCCUAUCCAGAUUUGUUUCUUGCCACGAGGGAUGAAGGCCUGGUGCACCUGGCAAGGGGGUUACCCUCCAUCAUUGACUUCAAGCCUCCCGAAGCCUACGAAGUGUGACGUGAUGACCCUCCAUAUGUACCAUGUACAUACAGUGUAACUCUUAUCAU
This is a messenger RNA of Echinops telfairi (small Madagascar hedgehog), 942 nucleotides long. RefSeq names its product interleukin 1 alpha (gene IL1A). The record is from RefSeq and is a predicted model, not a curated record. Bases 71 to 892 code for a protein of 273 amino acids. The transcript is spliced from 7 exons. Gene Ontology annotation, biological process: cytokine-mediated signaling pathway; regulation of nitric-oxide synthase activity; immune response. Gene Ontology annotation, molecular function: interleukin-1 receptor binding; cytokine activity. Gene Ontology annotation, cellular component: extracellular region. Lineage: Eukaryota; Metazoa; Chordata; Mammalia; Afrosoricida; Tenrecidae.